AAAUAAGCUUCUAAUAAUUUAACUAAAAUAUGGGCGACGCUUGUGUUACACGAAAAGUUAAAGGCAUACAAUUUGGUGUGCUCUCACCGGACGAAAUCAAACGCUUAUCCGUUACAGAAGGUGGCAUCACACGUGCAGUAAUUGUGGAGGAUGGUAAGCCAGCGUUGGGCGGUUUAAUGGACCCGCGUCAAGGAGUUUUAAAUCGGGAAUCACGUUGCCUUACAUGCGCCGGCAAUAUUGUCGACUGUCCCGGUCAUUUUGGGCAUAUUGAUUUGAGUUUGCCUGUUUUUCAUAUUGGAUUCCUAAUUAAAACUAUUAAAAUUUUACGUUGCGUAUGCUUCUCUUGCUCUAAGUUAUUGGUUUCACCCACAAAUCCGAAGGUUAGAGAAUUACUGAAUCGCACCAAAACACGCCCACGCAUGCGUCUAUGUCUCAUGCGUGAGCUAUGCAAAUCGAAGACAAUAUGUGAAGGUGGCGAAAACAUGGACAUACCAAUUAAAUGUAAUAAUGAUAAGAAUAUUUCGGAUCAUGGCGGUUGUGGUUAUCAUCAACCACGCAUUACACGAAACAAGCUGGAACUACAUGCCACCUGGCAGCGUUUAACGGAACAGCGUCAAGAGCGUCAAAUCAUUUUAACUGCACAUCGUGUCUUAGAGAUCUUCCGAAAUAUUUCCGACGAAGAUUGUGUACAUUUAGGAAUGGAUCCACAACACUGCCGUCCCGAUUGGAUGAUCAUUUCAGUGCUGCCAGUACCGCCACUAUCCGUGCGUCCUUCUGUCCUAAUGUUUGGCAACUCACGUUCUCAUGAUGAUAUCACACACAAAUUGGCUGAUAUCAUCGAAGCCAAUAAUGAAUUGAAGAAAUGUAUUGAAAAAGGCGCUGCCGAACACAUAAUCAGAGAGUGCUCCUCACUGUUGCAGUUUCAUGUGGUUACGCUCAUUGACAAUGAAAUGCCUGGUUUGCCGCGUGCUCUACAAAAAUCCGGACGUCCAUUAAAAAGCAUCAAGGCGCGCCUAAAAGGCAAAGAGGGGCGUAUACGGGGAAAUUUAAUGGGCAAACGUGUAGAUUUUUCUGCACGUACCGUCAUUACACCCGAUCCCAAUUUAAAUAUCGAUCAAGUUGGCGUGCCACGAUCGGUAGCGCAGAAUCUAACUUACCCCGAAGUAGUAACACCAUUCAAUAUUGAAUUCAUGCAAACCCUUGUGCAUCGGGGAAAUAAUCAAUUCCCUGGCGCUAAGUACAUAAUACGUAACAAUGGAGAUCGUAUCGACUUGCGUUUUCAUCCAAAACCCAGUGACUUACAUUUGGAGCUUGGCUACAAGGUAGAACGUCAUUUGCGUGAUAAUGACCUUGUAAUUUUUAAUCGCCAACCAACUCUACACAAAAUGUCAAUGAUGGGUCAUCGCGUCAAAGUCUUACCGUGGUCCACAUUUCGUAUGAAUCUAUCUUGCACUUCGCCUUAUAAUGCUGACUUUGAUGGCGAUGAAAUGAACUUACACGUGCCGCAGAGCAUGGAAACUCGCGCCGAAAUUGAAAAUCUUCAUCUAACACCACGACAAAUAGUCACACCCCAAACGAAUAAACCGGUAAUGGGUAUUGUACAAGACUGUUUGACGGGUGUAUGCAAAAUGACCAAACGCGAUGUCUUCAUAACCCAUGAACAGCUUAUGAAUUUACUCAUGCAUAUGCCCUGCUGGGAUGGUGUAAUGCCGAAGCCAUGUAUAUUGAAACCGACACUUUUAUGGUCGGGCAAACAGCUUUUCUCUUUAAUCAUUCCGGGAAAUUUGAAUAUGAUACGUACACACUCAACACAUCCUGAUGAAGAGGAUGAUAGUCAAUAUCGUUGGAUUUCGCCGGGUGAUACCAAGGUUGUUGUCGAAUACAGUGAACUAAUUAUGGGUAUUCUAUGUAAACGCACAUUGGGUGCUGCCGCAGGAUCUCUGUUACACAUUGCUUACAUUGAGCUCGGUCAUCAAAUUUCCGGAGAAUUUUAUGCAAAUAUACAAAAAGUAGUCAACGCAUGGCUGCUAAUCGAGGGCCACAGUAUCGGUAUUGGCGAUACUAUUGCCGAUCCGGCCACAUACAAAGAAAUACAAAAUGCUAUUGCGAAAGCGAAGAACGAUGUUAUGUUAGUCAUACAAAAGGCUCAUCAUAUGCAGCUAGAGCCAACGCCGGGCAAUACGCUACGCCAGACAUUUGAGAAUCAAGUAAAUCGUAUUUUAAACGAUGCACGCGAUAAAACCGGUGGCUCGGCAAAGAAAUCGCUGACAGAAUAUAAUAACUUGAAGGCCAUGGUAAUUGCUGGUUCCAAAGGCUCCAACAUCAACAUAUCACAAGUGAUCGCCUGUGUAGGUCAGCAGAAUGUUGAAGGUAAACGUAUACCUUAUGGUUUUCGUAAGCGUACAAUGCCACAUUUCAUCAAGGAUGAUUAUGGGCCAGAAGCACGCGGUUUCGUUGAGAACUCAUAUCUGGCAGGCUUAACGCCAAGUGAAUUCUACUUUCAUGCAAUGGGUGGACGCGAGGGACUCAUCGAUACGGCUGUGAAGACUGCUGAAACGGGAUACAUACAAAGGCGUCUAAUAAAAGCUAUGGAAUCGGUUAUGGUGCAAUAUGAUGGCACAGUACGAAAUGCUGAAGGGCAAAUUGUGCAGUUGCGCUACGGUGAAGAUGGUCUUUGUGGUGAGUCGGUAGAAUUUCAAACACUACCCACCAUACAACUAUCGAAUAAGGCAUUCGAGAAACAAUUUAAAUUUGAUGUUACCCAAACACGUAACCUGCGCAAAUAUUUCAACGAGGAGACCGUACGUAAUAUAACAGAAUCGCCCGAAAUCAUUCCACAGUUGGAGGCCGAGUGGGAGCAAUUAUGUCGCGAUCGCGAAGCUUUACGACAAAUUUUUCCUACCGGCGAGUCGAAAGUUGUUUUACCAUGUAAUCUACAGCGAAUGAUAUGGAAUGUACAGAAAGUCUUUCAUAUUGACAAACGCUCAACUACAACUCUCAAUCCAUUGGAUGUGAUUAAAGGCGUACGCGAGCUGCUCAAGCAGUGCGUCAUUGUGGCUGGUUCAGAUCACAUUUCCCAGCAGGCCAAUGACAAUGCUACCUUCCUCUUUCAGUGUCUAGUACGUUCGACGCUGUGCUCUAAAGUGGUAGCUGAAAAUCAUCGUUUGACGUCCGAAUCCUUUGAAAUGUUACUGGGCGAAAUCGCUACACGAUUUCAACUCUCACAAGUUUGUCCGGGCGAAAUGGUGGGUGCACUUUCGGCGCAAUCACUGGGUGAACCAGCUACACAAAUGACAUUGAACACAUUUCAUUUUGCUGGUGUUUCGGCAAAAAAUGUUACUCUGGGCGUACCACGUUUGAAAGAGAUCAUCAACGUUUCUAAGCGUCCACGCUCGCCAUCUCUAACUGUGUUUCUUACGGGCAAUCCAGCACGCGACGUUGAGAAGGCAAAAGAUGUUCUGUGUCGUCUGGAACACACAACACUAAAGAAUGUUACGACCAAUACGGCUAUCUACUAUGAUCCAGAUCCGAUGCAUACAGUUGUACCUGAAGAUCAAGAAUUCGUUAAUAUUUACUAUGAAAUACCCGAUUUUGAUCCAAAUGAAAUUUCACCCUGGCUCUUGCGCAUCGAACUCGAUCGCAAGCAUAUGACCGAGAAGAAGCUCACAAUGGAACUGAUUGCCGAACGCAUUGCCGCAUCCUUCGGUGACGAUCUCAAGUGCAUUUUUAAUGACGAUAAUGCACAGCGCCUGAUAAUGCGUAUACGUAUAAUGAACUCAACUAGUUCCGAAAGUAAAUUUCAAGGCGCCGAUUUGGCUGAGGAGGAAGCAUCGCUUACUCGUCUAGAUGACGAUAUGUUCUUGCGCUGCAUUGAGAGCAACAUGUUGUCCGACAUGACAUUGCAGGGUAUCGAAUCGAUUUCCAAGGUGUAUAUGCAUUUACCGCAGGUAACAAAUAAGAAGCGGAUCUACAUUACCGAAACGGGUGAGUUCAAAUCGGUGGCUGAGUGGCUGCUGGAAACUGACGGUACAGCGUUGAUGCGAGUGCUGAGCGAGCGGAAUGUCGAUCAAACACGCACCUUCAGUAAUGAUAUUUGUGAAAUGUUUACCGUUUUGGGCAUAGAGGCUGUUCGUAAAUCGAUUGAAAAGGAAAUGAAUAACGUGCUGCAGUUUUAUGGCUUAUACGUGAACUAUCGCCAUUUGGCGCUACUCUGUGACGUUAUGACUGCCAAGGGCCACUUGAUGGCUAUCUCACGUCAUGGUAUCAAUCGCCAGCAAACGGGUCCCUUAAUGCGUUGCUCUUUCGAGGAAACAGUUGAUGUGUUAAUGGAUGCAGCAGCGCAUGGUGAACGGGAUGCCAUGCGUGGCGUCUCCGAAAACAUUAUAAUGGGCCAAAUGCCACCUAUUGGCACCGGUUGUUUCGACAUGGUACUUGACGCUUCCAAAUGCAAAUUCGCUAUGGAAGUGGAUUCUAUGAAUAACAAGAAUGCUUUAUUUUACGGUUCUAUUUUUACGCCACAUACUUUACCAGGCAGCGGACGUAGUGGCAUGAUCGAGUUUUCGCCUGGUAUAAGCGAUGGUUUAACACCACAAUCGGCACGUUCAGCCUGCUUUUCGCCUUCAUCGAAUAUAAGUUCACCUACUAUGAACGUGGAUGAUUUUUGUAGUUCACCAUAUUCUUCGCCAUCGGCCGAAUCGCUUAAGUCAUAUUAUGGUGGUUCCUCACACUACUCACCCAUGUCACCGCUAUAUGAUCCAAAUGCAUACACAAAUGUAUCGAAUAACUCAUCAGGUAGCAAUGAUUUGCUUUCUACGGUGAUGCAAUCGCCAAAAUAUUCACCAAGCUCACCAGAAUUCUCACCGCAUUAUCACCAUUAUCUUCAAGUGCAUUCGCCACAGUCGCCAUCGAAUAGUAGCUCAACGUUUUAUUCACCAGCCAGUCCAACAAUGUCAUGCGCCAGCGUUAUAGGUUCCAAGCGCUAUUCGCCGACUUCACCCCGUUAUUCACCACAAACAAAUAACUACUCACCGACGUCACCAUCCUAUUCACCAACUGCUAUCAGUUCAAAGAGAUGCAGCACUUUUUCUCCCAGCUCACCAACAAGUAAUAAUGAAUCGCUAUAUUCACCGUCUUCACCGCUCAAUACACCAGAAAAUUUAGAGACAUCUUCUUCAAUAACUUGUAGAACUUUGAAGCGUGUACAACCCAAAAAAUAUCGUGCUACACCGUAUUUCUUUGCCGAAAAUAAUGCCACACCUUCAAGCUCUGCCACAUACUCACCGACAAGUCCUAUAUAUGCACACUACUCUCCGUCAAGUCCAAAUUAUGUUGCACAAACACCACGUUAUUCGCCAUCAACGCUUAGCUAUAAUCCUUCUAGUCCCAGUUAUACGCCUGUAAGCCCAUCUUAUAUGGCUAAUUCAGCACAGUAUUCGCCAUUGAGCCCAACUAUUAACUACUCUCCAACAAUAUCUUCACCACAAAUGCAUUUCAUACCACCAGGCUCGCCACCUCAAUAUACAGCAGCGUUACAAAGUCCACGAUACUCAGCCGGUUCCACGAUAGCUUAUUCACCUACAUCACCAACAUAUUCACCCAAUUCAAAUCGUUACUCACCAGCUAGUCCACAAUAUUCGGGCAGCCCUCUUAGCCCUCUUAGCCCCACUUAUUCCAACACAUCCCAAUCAAAUAUCAAUUACUCACCUCUUAGUCCUAGUUUUUAUUCAUCCUCUCCUGCAAGUCCCAUAUAUGGUCGCACAGAUUCGCCAAUGUCGCCCAUCAGUCCAAGCAGCCCCAAUAGUCCUGCAAGUCCACAAUACUCGCCAGAUUCCAAUUGAAAUGAAGUUAUUUGA
Ceratitis capitata (Mediterranean fruit fly) is the source of this 5852-nucleotide messenger RNA. RefSeq names its product DNA-directed RNA polymerase II subunit RPB1-like. Gene Ontology annotation, biological process: transcription by RNA polymerase II. Lineage: Eukaryota; Metazoa; Arthropoda; Insecta; Diptera; Tephritidae. Gene Ontology annotation, cellular component: RNA polymerase II, core complex. The transcript is spliced from 8 exons. Gene Ontology annotation, molecular function: DNA binding. The record is from RefSeq and is a predicted model, not a curated record. The coding region runs from base 30 to 5837 and encodes 1935 amino acids.